CCCGGGCACGCCCAGCCGCCCCGGGAUCGGAAGCGAGCCGGCCUCGGGAUGUGGAAGCAGACGGCCGCCCCGGCGCUGGCCCGGCGCUACCCCCGCAGCUGCCUGCUGGCCGUCACGGAGCAGUACGUGGCCGCGGUGCGCGACAUGGAGCAGGUGGUGAUGAUCCCCAGCCUCCUGCGGGACGUGCGGCUGGGGGGGCCCGGGGCGCGGGCCCCCGAGGACGCCCCCGACCUCCACGCCUACUUCACCAUGCUCAAGACCAUCCGCCUGGAGGUGGAGCACGGCAUGCUGCCCCGGGAGGAAUGGCAGGCCCGGGUGGCCGGCGGCCCGCCGGGCAAGGCCGAGGCCGACGCGGCCGAGAGGGCCGAGGCCCAGGGCGACGGGGGCGCGGGGCUGGACCUGGAGGCCCAGUUCCACCUGCACUUCUCCAGCCUCCACCACAUCCUCACCCACCUCACCCUGAAGGCCCAGGAGGUGGCCAGGAAGUACCGGGAGAUGACAGACCAGGUCCUGUAGCCGUGGACUCUGGGGAAGGUCCCUUUCCCCGGGAGGAGACUCGAUGGCGCCGCGAGCGGCUGGCCAGCCUGCGGAGCAAGGCCCGGCGGCUGUGCCUCAGGGCUGCUUCUCCACCUUCUCCUGAGCACCCAUUCGUGGAGUCGUCACUGGCUCACCUGAGGGUGUCUGUCGCGAUGUUUAACUCCCUCGUGCAGCUGGGAAGGGUGACCAGUGCGGCUCAGGAGGCGCUGGACGUUGCUCUAAUGUCCGGCGUGGCGCAGUGGGAAGAGCCAGGGUGCCGAGUAAGCACGAGCUGCGCUUUCAGCCCUCCUGCUGGCGGGUUCUCUGCGCUCCAUCCCAGGCAAACCAGCCACACACGAGUCUAAAUCCCCUCACAUGAAAUAGGAAGACGGCUUACUACCUCUCCCACUACAAAGACACAGCGGGACCAAUCAAAAGCACUUGGGACGCGAGAGCCAUGAACAGGCUGAUUGGUUUUCUCUCACCCUCCUGUGUGCCUGCCCUGCGCCUUGCCUUUCAUCUUCCCGAAGUAAGAGACAGGCGAGCGGCUGACCCCACACCUGCCUACCCCGCACGCGGCCCCACACAGGCGAACCACAAACCUAUUUAUUGCAGUAGCAAAUAAAAAGCCCAAA
This is a messenger RNA of Perognathus longimembris pacificus (Pacific pocket mouse), 1151 nucleotides long. RefSeq names its product thyroid hormone responsive (gene Thrsp). Gene Ontology annotation, biological process: regulation of lipid biosynthetic process. Gene Ontology annotation, cellular component: cytosol. NCBI's taxonomy places the organism in Eukaryota, Metazoa, Chordata, Mammalia, Rodentia, Heteromyidae. The record is from RefSeq and is a predicted model, not a curated record. The transcript is spliced from 2 exons. Bases 49 to 516 code for a protein of 155 amino acids.